GCACAUCACUUAGAAAUUCCAAUGGAGUCCGACUAUGUAGUGCGGUUUGCCCAAAUUGAUGAUUUUGGAUCUAUUAUUCAGUUACUGCAGUCACCAGACAUUAAGUGGUUCGGCAAUAUCCGUCCAAAGUACAAUGCCAAAGACAAUAUUUUUAAAACUUAUCAAACACAUCGGUUGGUUGUCCUAAAGAAUGAGGCGAGUACCGGAGUCAUAGCUUAUGCCGAGGUCCGGGACUAUCCACCUCUCGGCGCGCUACCCAACGAUGCUUGGCUUAAAUGGAUGAACUAUAGAUAUUGCUUAACCUUUACCGUUAAUACUUUAAACACGCUCUUCCUAAAUUUUGGAGCCUACAAAAGCGACCAUCCACUCACGAUAAGGGCCAUUUUAAAGGAAGUUUUCUAUACCGAGAACAAGGUUCUAUAUCUUAUGACGGUUAAAAUGCCAAAGACGCCACAGCACAAGUAUUACUAUGAAAGUUUUUCGGAUUUGAAGCCCUACGCUAGAGUGCUCUAUCCACGUGAAUUCGAUCUCGAAAACAACCCAGUCACACAAUCUCUAUAUGUUGUUUAUCGGUACGAUAUACUACCAAAAAUAAACUACAGAAAGGCUCUAGCUGAGGACAAUGACGACAUUAUCGAAAUACAAGAAGCGGAGCUACCCGAGAUCCGAGCUGAGCUUGGGGAUUAUUAUAUAGCUGAAGAGCUGAUGCGACAAGACGAGGCCGCGCACAAGACAUUUAUAAUUGUUGCCGAAAUUGAAAACAUAAGUAAAGAAUUCCAGACUGGUGGAUUUAUCUGGCUUUCAACGGACAUUGACAUAAAAUAUUUCGUCAAGAAUUACGAAGUCGAACACUUUGGUAAUUUGGUCAAUUUCACUGAGACCGAGCCCUAUGCUCUAGACCACUUUAUCGUCUCAACUAGCCAACCAAAAGCCGAGAUCAGUCUGUUCACCUUGGAAGCACUUGAUGAUCUGCAUGCUACGACCAUUUUAGGCGGCUUACAUAGGAAUGACAGUGGGAUCAGUGUGGCGAGUCUUGGAAAAGUGAAGGUCAGUUCUUUGGCCGGCAUGGUUGUCUGUGAUGAUAAGUAUUAUGUGCGGGAAGGCAUAUUCAUCAAAUUCUACCACAUAGUCGAUCAUCUUCUCAGUAAUGGCUAUUACCUGAACGAGGAUGUAAAAGUCAUCGAUUUCUGUUACAAUGUGGCGCCCGAUCUUUCCAUACUAGAGGAUUCUGCCAAUGUAUUCAUGCUGAAAUAUAUCGGUAUUCACUCGGAUUACCCGGUGAAGCGUUUGUUUAAUUUUCUGAUUUGCGCAUUUUGCGCUUUCCCUGAACGCGAUUACUGCAUAAUGACUUUACCAAAAGGCGGUACCUCUGUGCGUAGUCAUGCGGAGGUGCUUAAAUAUUUUAUGCCUGUGGCCCAACGACCCAGCGAAGUUACCAAUUUGGAUCAGCUGUAUAUAACACAUCGGAGUAUUAUUCACGGAGAUGUCAGUGUGUAUCGCAUUGAACCCACUGAUGUCCAAAUGAUACAGAAGUUUGCCUUAGAUGGGUACUCACCAGAAAUAAACUCGGUCGGAAGUAGUACGUCAUAUGCAUCGAAAAUUAAUGAAUAUGGCUAUGUUGAGCGGGAGUAUAAACUUCUAAAUCAGAUUAUGAACAGUGUCCUGUAUCAUCACCAUAGCGAGUUCUCCAUUUGGACUAUUCGUUGUGGCGACUCCACAAAACCGGCCAGCGAGAAUACACUGAUUGGAUUUGUGGUGUUGAAGUUAUUCAGGAACCGUCACCAGCUAUAUCACCAUUAUCAUGUGCCCAAAUACGACACUCACCAGAGUCACGAGUGCGCCGAGAUUAUAACGCUGAGGCUGCAUCCGUUGUUCAGGAUUUGGUCGGACAUUAUAUUUCGGGACUUGGCAUCCAAAACCAACUAUCAUGAUUUCUUUUAUAUCUCAUCCAGACGAAACACAACCUUUUCGAACGAGCUAAAGACAUACAUGAUGCUCGUUGAGCCGAAUCCGAAGAAGAAGUGUUCGGUUCCGUGCAGUGCGGACGAAUGCGAUAAAAUGCCUCUGUCUAAAAUCAAAUUGCCGCAGCAUAACUUUUACACAGACCAUUUAAUAUUGUUUCGCCACAAGUUGAAGCCUUCAAAAUGGUUUGGUAACACAAAUAAGUUGGUCAUGAUUGGUUUUACGGAACACACGAAAGCAUUUUUGCGUCAAUUGGCAUUCCAAUGGGACUCCAAAGAUCAUAAGAACUCGGAGACUUUUACUUGCCUAACUCGAAUUCAAGUCACUGUGAUUUCAAUGCCGGGCUUGGUUGAGGCUGAAUACGACAAUAUGUUUCGUUGUCCCUUUUGCAAGGAUAUGUACAACUGUUACUUGAACUACCAGAAUAGCUCCUGCUAUAUUCGAGAUGUCAUAUUACGGAUGGAUCUACGUUUGUGGGUGCAUUUUGUUCCUGGGCAUGUGAUCUUUAUUGACAAAGAAAAGAAAUUCGUGAGACUCCGGAACUCUUGCGAGAUUUAUUACGACACUCUGAUAAUGACGUGCCACAAAAACUAUUCGCUGAACGUUGAUAGUCCGGUUGAUUAUAAAGGACGGCUUCCUUCAAAUUACGUUGAAGUAAAUUUUCGUAUCGAUAAGUUCCUCUUGUUUUACAAAUGUCGCGUACUUCUGGAAGACAUGCAGAACUCUUUUAUAAUACUAAUUUAUGGCAAUGACUUACAAACCUAUGAAUGUAUUCAGUUUCUGACCACACAUGGCAUUUCCUCCAAACGCAUUAUACUCGCGAUGCCUCAUGAAGUUACUGGAGUUGAUGCGGAGGACAAAUUGAGAAGUCCAUACAAAGAUAAGAACAUACAAUACAUACUGGAGGACAUGGUCAGGGAUUCUGGUGUUACCGUUUACAACAAUCUCAAUUUUGUGGAAUGGACUCAUCAUAUUUCAGGGCACUUUAUAAUGGAAGUUGUAUUCGAAAGUUUUCCGAGUCACGAUCGAUUCAACAUUGACUGCGACAUAUUCAUCUCGUUUGCUACUUGCGGACACAUUGGCUAUUUUUCAAAACCAUGGAUAGUUGCGUCCGACAUCGAAAUGCACAACGGCUGCAUAGUAGUGGAUGAGAACUUCAGAACAAAUGAUCCAAAUAUUUAUGCGGUUGGCAGACACAUUGAAAUAAGGGGAAAACCCAAUUACCAGUAUAAGUAUACAAGUGAGCGGGAAACAGCACGGAAGCUAAUGCAAAUACUAAAGCUUGGAUUUUGUGAAAAGCGAGUGGAGCACAAAUUUUCGGAGCCCCUUUACUUCCAAGCACAACUACCAUUCAAUUACUACAUAACCAAGGUGACCAUGCCCCGACGCUACUUAUCAACCCAACUAUCAACCGAUAUGAGCUGUUCCCUAACUACCUAUUCGAAGAAAAAUUUUUGUCGCGUAACUUUGUCCCGAAAUUCGAUUGUAGAGGAAAUUGUUGUCAUAACAAAUGAUGAUACAAGACUAGAUCAUUUGGAGCACUUCGUUGGUAAACAUGAGUCCCUGUUGAAUAACCUAAAGGCGCGUUAUGCAGCAGGUGCCCUUAAAUGUUUUCUAAAAUUCUUUAAAGAGCCUUGGACGGAGCUGAUAAUGCACGAGGACUUUGAGGAUUUGCAAGUUCAAAAUUACAAUAUGUUGAGACCGACUGUGCUGGCGCACCAGAUCAAAACGGUCAAAGAUAUAACCGAUCACGAAUUCUUUAAAAUGAAUAAAGGCAAUUUGGAGGAAGGUCUACUCAAUUUUCUGCGGAAGCGACGUACAGAUUUUCAUCAUCCAUUCGCUUUGCCAGAGGAUUACUUAGAUAUGUUCCAAACGGAAUAAAACCACACGCAUGUGUAUUUAGCCUUGCAUUUUGUAAACUUUUCUAUAUACUUGUAAAUGAAAUAAAAAUGAAAUCAUAGUA
Scaptodrosophila lebanonensis is the source of this 3925-nucleotide messenger RNA. RefSeq names its product cilia- and flagella-associated protein 61. Gene Ontology annotation, molecular function: oxidoreductase activity. The coding region runs from base 22 to 3843 and encodes 1273 amino acids. The transcript is spliced from 17 exons. NCBI's taxonomy places the organism in Eukaryota, Metazoa, Arthropoda, Insecta, Diptera, Drosophilidae. The record is from RefSeq and is a predicted model, not a curated record.